CCCUUGCGGGACCCGCGCUCUGCGCCUUCUCUGCGUGGGCGCCGCAGGUCGGCUUCGGGGUCCCACUGCUGAGCCAUGUCGGGCCCUGGGGAGCUGGCAGCAUGCCCAGGCCCAGCACCCGACUAGCCAUGAAUGGCCAUAGCCACAAUGGCAGCGUGGGGCGGCCACUGGGCCGAGAGCCUCUGGACCCCAAGGCCAGCCGCCCUGCACAGGACCUGCACAGCCCCUGCCUUGGUGUGGCAGUGGCCAGCCACUCACCCGCCCUGUCUCCUGGCAGCCCCCCGGGGCAGGCCCAGGAGGAGGAGGACACAGAGGAGGAGGAGGAGGAGGACACAGCAGCUUGGUCCCGGGGUACAGGGAGGCCCCCCACUGCAGGUCACCGCCUGGGUCACCGGCGGGUGCUGUUUGAGAAGCGGAAGCGCCUGAGCGACUAUGCGCUGAUCUUUGGCAUGUUCGGCAUUGUGGUGAUGGUGACGGAGACUGAGCUGUCCUGGGGCGUCUACACCAAGGAGUCCCUGUUCUCCUUGGCAAUGAAAUGCCUUAUCAGCCUGUCCACCCUCAUCCUGCUGGGGCUUGUCAUUCUCUACCACGCAAGGGAAAUCCAGCUGUUCAUGGUGGACAAUGGGGCGGACGACUGGCGGGUAGCCCUGACCUGCGAGCGGGUCCUGCUCAUCUCACUGGAGCUGGCCGUGUGCGCUGUCCACCCGGUGCCUGGCCACUAUCGCUUCACGUGGACAGCGCGGCUGGCCUUCACCUAUGCGCCGUCUGAGGCCGAAGCAGAUGUGGACGUGCUGCUGUCCAUCCCCAUGUUCCUGCGGCUCUACCUGCUGGGCCGGGCCAUGCUGCUGCACAGCAAGGCCUUCACUGACGCCUCGAGCCGCAGCAUCGGCGCCCUCAACAAGGUCACCUUCAACACCCGCUUCGUCACCAAGACCCUCAUGACCGUCUGCCCUGGCACUGUGCUCCUAGUCUUCAGCAUCUCCUCCUGGGUCAUCGCAGCCUGGACUGUGCGCGUCUGUGAGAGGUACCACGACCAGCAGGAGGUGACAAGCAGCUUCCUGGGGGCCAUGUGGCUCGUGUCCAUCACUUUCCUGUCCAUCGGCUACGGGGACAUGGUGCCACACACCUACUGCGGCAAGGGCGUGUGCCUGCUCACUGGCAUCAUGGGCGCAGGCUGCACGGCGCUGGUGGUGGCAGUGGUGGCACGGAAGCUGGAGCUCACCAAGGCAGAGAAGCACGUGCACAACUUCAUGAUGGACACGCAGCUCACCAAGCGGGUGAAGAAUGCAGCCGCGAACGUCCUCAGGGAGACAUGGCUCAUCUACAAACACACCAGGCUGGUGAGGAAGCCGGACCCUGCCCGGGUGCGCAAACACCAGCGUAAGUUCCUCCAGGCCAUCAAUCAGGCUCAGAAGCUCCGCAGUGUGAAGAUUGAGCAGGGGAAACUGAAUGACCAAGCCAACUCGCUCAGUGACCUGGCUAAGACACAGAGCAUAAUGUUGGACGUGGUGUCCGAGCUGCAGGCCCAGCAGGAGGAGCUAGAAGCCCGCCUGGACGCCCUUGAGAGCCGCCUGGACGCGCUGGCUGCCUCACUGCAGGCCCUGCCUGGACUGGUCACACAAGCCAUACGUGGGUCCCCACUGUGCCCCCGGCCCAGUCCGGGACCCUUGAGCCUCGCGAGCCGGUGGCCGCCCGCGGACUGCAGGUGACAGCCAGCCUCGCCCCUCUGGACCCUCUUCUGGCCAUCGUGUGGCCGCCGGCCCCAUCGGGGCUCCUUGCAGCCGGGGCUGCUGAGUGGAGCUGGGCCGAGGGGACUUGUCGGGAGGGACGCAACCUCCACCAGAUCGGCCUCGGAGCCUGGACAUCUGAAGCGGGCCACGGAUAAUCAGCACAUCUGCGCUCACCGACCGCCGCUGUGCUCUGAGCUGCCUGAGCAGGCGUGACCCAGAUGGAGAACCCUCGCUUUCCACUGGGCACGAGUGGACCGCCCACCUACUGAAUACGGGGAACGUGGGGGGAACAACCGCAGAAACUGUGCUUAGACGGGACCAGGUUCUGGGGCCUGGCUACUUGCCCGAGUUCCCGCGGUGGCGGAGCCGGGAUGGGGCCGAGUCUCAGGAAUUUGGGGCCCGGCGCUGGGUGAAGCCGCAGGUGAGGCUGGCCCCCACAAGGCCGGAUCAACCCGGCCCCACCUGGGCCUGGCUGCCACGAUAUGGCCGGGCGCCUGGGCCCAGCAGAUAAGAGGGCGUGGCCGGCUCCCACGCGACCGGCUGAGACUCGGCAGGACCGGCUCUCCCCGCUGGCGACCUCGGAGCGUCACCCAGUGGCGACAGUAGAUGUGGCAGAACCCCCCCCCUCCCA
Perognathus longimembris pacificus (Pacific pocket mouse) is the source of this 2361-nucleotide messenger RNA. It is a transcript of the gene Kcnn1, whose product is annotated as potassium calcium-activated channel subfamily N member 1. NCBI's taxonomy places the organism in Eukaryota, Metazoa, Chordata, Mammalia, Rodentia, Heteromyidae. Gene Ontology annotation, biological process: potassium ion transmembrane transport. Gene Ontology annotation, cellular component: neuron projection; neuronal cell body; plasma membrane. The record is from RefSeq and is a predicted model, not a curated record. Gene Ontology annotation, molecular function: small conductance calcium-activated potassium channel activity; calmodulin binding. Bases 102 to 1709 code for a protein of 535 amino acids. The transcript is spliced from 10 exons.